Molecule: messenger RNA, 10644 nt
Organism: Bombina bombina (fire-bellied toad)
Lineage: Eukaryota; Metazoa; Chordata; Amphibia; Anura; Bombinatoridae
Gene: CPAMD8
Product: C3 and PZP like alpha-2-macroglobulin domain containing 8
Exons: 43
Coding region: 607-6135 (1842 amino acids)
Cellular component (GO): extracellular region
Molecular function (GO): endopeptidase inhibitor activity; protein binding
Source: RefSeq, a predicted model, not a curated record
CACCUCCCCAGAUUCCGCCUAAGCUAAAGAGCUCACACAUUUAUAAAAGUCUGCUUGUUGUACAGGGCUAAUACUCAGGGCUUGGAGCUGUUUAUACAUGAAAAAGCAAAGGAUGGAAAGGAGUAAGAGAGAGGAAAACACAGAAAGACAUAGAAUCUGUAAAUAAGAUAGAGUAAGGGCACAGGGAGAAAUAAGAGAAAUACCAUGGGGCCAGUGUUGAAAGUGAAGGAAUGAGGAGAGGGAAAUUUGGCAAGAGGAAGACUAAAGAACUGAGUAGAAAUGUACAGAAAAGGUUAGGUGAAGAGAGAGGGAAUUAUACUAACUGUGGAAACGGAGCAUAGAGGAUGGUACAGGUAAAGUAAAGCUGUGGGAGGGACGGACUGGUUUAUACAUUGAAUGCUUUAAGUUCUUAGUAGUAUAGAAGGACAAGUCAGAACAAGGGUUAAACUCCCUCCAUACAAACAGAGGAAGGGGGGAGAGAGAGAGCAGAGCACACACUGCUCCUUCCACCCCCAGGGCACGCUCCCCCUCCUGUGCUGUGUUUGGAGAGGAAGACAGAGUUACCCCUCCAGGGGCACUGGCUGAAGUCUUGUUUGAGGACUGGACAUGGUGAACAUGCAUUUUCUGUGGAUUUUAUGGAUUUUGUGCAGCUUCUGCAGGGCACAGGAUAGACAGGGCUAUCUGAUAGGAGCUCCAUCAGUGUUUCGCUCUGGGGUAGAGGAGGCUGUCAGUGUAACCAUCUUCAAUGCAGUAGCGGAAACCAAGAUCCAGCUGCAACUGAUAGUAAAAGGGGAGACUGUUGCUCAUGGUCGUGGUAUAGUCUUUGAUAAAGGAACUGUGAAGAUACGGGUACCACCCGGUGUUCGAGGACAAGCUCACCUAAAAGUUUGGGGUAAUCGACAUCUAACAGAUGGAGGCUUUAUAUUUCACAAUUCCACCACAGUUACUGUGGAUACCAAAGGAUCAUCCGUGUUCAUACAAACAGACAAACCAGUGUAUAAGCCUAAGCAGAAAGUGUUGAUCAAUAUGUAUUUGGUGACUCCUGAUCUGAGACCCACCAAUGAAAAGGUUGAAGCUUAUAUUUUGGACCCUAGAGGCUCAAGGAUAAUUCAGUGGACAGAUUUAAGGCCCAUCUGUUGUGGUGUUGUUAACAUGAGUUUUCCUCUUUCUGAUCAACCUGUGUUUGGGGAGUGGCUGAUUUUUGCGGAGACGCAGGGUCAUGUAUAUAACAAGUCAUUUACAGUAGAAAAAUAUGUAUUACCAAAGUUUGAAUUGGUGAUAACUCCUCCUCCAUAUAUUCGGGAUAUAAAUUCCUGUGAGAAGGGCACAGUCUUGGCCAGAUACACAUUUGGAAAGCCUGUUCGAGGCAUGCUGACCGUCAAUAUGACAGUGAUGGGUGUUGGGUAUUAUAGACAUGAAAUUGGACACCCAGUUGUCAAAACCAUGGAGAUUUAUGGCUCCACUACAUUCAAUAUCUGUGUCAAAGACAUGAUGCCGGUGGAUUUUGCAGAACACUUCCGUGGUACAGUGAAUAUUUGGGCAACAGUAAACGCAGUGGAUGGCAGCAGACAAACUACAUUUGAUGACAGCACACCAGUUCAAAAGCAGUUGAUUGACAUCAAGUACACUAAAGAUACCCGCAAGCAGUUUAAGCCCGGCCUGCCCUAUCAAGGGAAGGUAGAUGUGACCUAUCCAGAUGGGAGUCCUGCAGAUGGAGUGACAGUGAGAAUUAAAGCUGAGCUUACGCCGAAGGAUAAUGUCUACACCAGGGAGCUUUUGUCCCGAAAUGGACUGGUGGAGUUUGAGAUACCAUCUAUUCCAACAGCAGCCCAGUACGUCUGGCUGGAGACAAAGGUCACAGCUAUUGAUGGGAAGCCGACAGGUGACCAGUACCUGCCCAACUACUUGUCUAUAAGCAGUUGGUAUUCUCCAAGCAAGUGUCACUUACUUAUUCACCCACCUGAGAAGCCUUUGCAGGUAGGUGAGGAGGCUUUGAUUGCCUUGAAGUCUACUUGCCCAUGUAACUUUACUCUUCAUUAUGAGAUUGCAUCGCGUGGGAAUAUUGUGCUGUCUGGGCAACAGUUAAGAAAUGUCACUCUACAGAGGAGCAAGAGAGCAUCUACUGUGGCGCUUCACAAAGAUGUACCAGAGACCGUCUCUCUAGCACCAGAUCCCCUGAAGCCAUCUAUUCAAGAUCCAGAGAUGUUUGUAACAUAUUUGCAUUUCCCGAUCACUCAUGUAAUGGCACCUCUGAGCCGCCUGCUGGUUUAUUAUGUGCGAGAUAAUGGAGAAGGGGUUGCUGACAGCUCCCAGAUAAUGAUCAAACCAGCUUUUGAGAACAAGGUAUCCAUAAUCCUCUCCUCUAAUGAAACCAGACCUGGGGAUAUAGUAGAUAUAAAAGUUAAGUCUACUGGAGCAAGCUGUGUGUGUGUCUCCACCGUGGAUAAGAGUGUAUAUUUACUAAGGAACGGUUUUCAAAUCACUCCAGAACAGAUAUUUCUUGAGCUGUCAGAGUUUGAUGUCACAGAUGCAUAUGGGUCAGGAAAGGAUGAUGGACACUUCUGGUGGCCAGGUCUGGGUUCCCAGAGAAAAAGGCGUUCCUCUGUGUUUCCCUGGCAUUGGGAUAUCACCAAAGAUGCAAGGUUUGCUUUCACGGAGACAGGAAUAGUAGUAAUGACAGAUAUUGUGAGUCUGAACCAUCGUCAGAGUGGAGGAAUGUACACAGACGAGGCCGUUCCAGCUUUCCAGCCACAUACAGGAACUCUGAUGGGAUCUUCACACACCAGGAUUGCUCCUCGAAUUGAGAAGAGAAAGCGGACAUUUUUCCCUCACACCUGGAUAUGGCAUUGCUUCAAUGUCAGUGAUGUUACUGGUGAGGGAGAGCUGCGAUUAGAAGUUCCGGAUUCUAUUACUACCUGGGUGAGCGAAGCAAUCAGCAUGUCAGUAGAGAAAGGACUAGGAGUAGCCAGACCAGCUCAUCUCAAAACAUUUAAACCUUUCUUCAUUGACUUCACACUACCUUAUCAUGUAAUCCGAGGAGAGCAAAUCAAAAUACCACUUACAGUAUAUAACUACCUGCCUAUCCAUGCAGAGGUGCACAUAAAAAUUACCAUACCUAAAGGCAUAAAAUUUGUUGGAUAUCCCGGGAAACAGUAUUUGAUCCGGAAACUUUGUGUUGCCUCAGGGGAAACCAAACCCACAUCAGCUGUUUUCUCUUUCACGGAACUGGGACAGACAAACAUUUCAGCUAGAGCUCUGGCAUAUGUCAGUGCAAACUGCUUCUCAGACGGGCCUCAAAACUUGAAGAACAUCAGGUAUUCAGAAGAUGUAUAUGCAGAGAAGAGAUCCCCCUCUGGUAGUGAUUUUGUCCGCAGAAGUGUAAUGGUUGAGCCAGAAGGUUUAGCUCGAGAAUAUACUUACAGUGUCUUCUUCUGCCCAAAUGAGAAAAUUCAUAUUUCUACUCCUAACAAGUUUGAGUAUCAGUACGUACAAAAGCCACAGAAGAUGACACACUUUGAGCUCACAGUGAAAGCCCACAACGAUGCCCAUGUGGCACUUUCUUCAGGGCCACAUGACAUGGCUGAGAUGAUUGAAAUAGUGAUUGGUGGAAAGCAAAAUUCUCAAACAUGGAUCUCCACUAGCAAGAUGGGGAUUCCAGUUACUAGUGCAAGCACAGCAGCUAUUUUAUCCUGGGAUGAGUUCCGUGCCUUUUGGAUCAGCUGGAAGAAUGGAAUUAUACAGGUAGGCCAUGGCACUCAAAGCUCCAAUGACACAAUUAUCGUGGAGUGGACGGCAAGCAGGCAACCUGAUGUGAAAUUCAUUGGUUUUUCCACUGGAUGGGGUUCUAUGGGAGAGUUUAAAAUAUGGCGGAAGCAAGAAACAGAUGAGAACCACAAUGAGGCAUUCACUCUGGGAGUUCCACAUAAUGUCAUCCCUGGUUCUGAAAGAGCAUCUGCCACAAUCAUAGGUGAUGUGAUGGGUCCUACUGUGAGUAAUUUGGAUAACCUCCUUCGACUCCCAUUCGGUUGUGGGGAGCAAAACAUGAUUCAUUUUGCGCCAAAUGUAUUUGUGCUUAAGUAUUUACAGAAGACUAAACAGUUAUGUGCCGAAGUUGAGAGUGAAGCUGUAGAUUAUCUGGUGCAAGGUUAUCAACGACAGCUGACAUACAAGAGGCAAGAUGGGUCAUACAGUGCCUUUGGAGAGAGGGAUUCCUCUGGGAGUAUGUGGCUCACUGCUUUCGUCCUAAAGUCUUUUGCCCAGUCCCGAAGUUUCAUCUUCAUAGACCCAGGAGAACUUUCCUCUGCUAAAGACUGGAUAAUUCAACACCAGAAAAAAGAUGGUUCUUUCCCUGCCAUGGGAAGGAUACUAAACAAGGACAUCCAGGGUGGAAACCAUGGGAAAAUCGCUCUAACCGCUUAUGUUGCAGCUGCUCUUUUGGAGACCGGAAUUACAUCUGAAGAGGAGAGAGUUGCAGUGUCCAGAGCCAAAUCAUUUUUGGAGUCCCAUUUGUUUUCUGCAGAUGAUCCUUAUACCACUGCACUAACAGCAUAUGCUCUGACUCUUCUGCGUAGUACCUAUGCUUCUGUGGCCCUCCGUAAACUAAAUGGCAUGGCUAUAACACAAGAUGGUUUCACACACUGGAGUUUAACUGGUACAUUGGCAACAGAAGAGGACACCUUUAUGGGUUUUAAUGAUGGUCUGUCCCAGUCAGUGGUCUCAGCAGAGGUAGAAAUGACUGCAUACGCCCUGCUGACAUACACCCUUCUGGGAGAUGUGGCGUCUGCUUUGCCAGUUGUCAAAUGGCUCUCACAGCAACGUAAUGCACUUGGAGGUUUCUCAUCUACACAGGACACUUGUGUUGCUCUGCAAUCUCUGGCUGAGUAUGCAAUCCUCUCUUACAUUGGAGGAGUUAACCUUACAAUAUCUUUGGCUUCGACCAACCUUGAUUACCAGGAAACCUUUUUACUGAAUCGGCACAACAAGAAGAUCCUGCAGACGGCAGCGAUCCCCACUAUCCCAACAGGUUUAUUUGUUAGUGCAAAAGGUGAAGGUUGCUGUUUGAUGCAGAUUGAUGUCCAUUACAAUGUUCCUGAUCCAGUUGCCAAACCAGCGUUCCAGCUUUCGAUCCGCCUAAAGGAGCCAAAGCCAGGUAGAGAGCGGAGACAUGCUAACCUCUACACUAAGUCUGGCCUCCUUGACGUACCUCUGCAAGACCACGCCCUGCCUGAUGAUGAUGAUGAUCCUGGGUCUUAUCAAGACCGUCAGGAGUAUAAAGUUACAAUAGAAGCCUGCACAAGAUGGCUUUACUCUGGUGCCUCUAAUAUGGCUGUGCUAGAGCUGUCACUACUGUCAGGCUUCCGAGCGGAUAUUGAGAGUUUGGAGCAGCUGUUGAUGAACAAACAGAUAGGACUGAAACGCUAUGAGGUUGAUGGAAGAAAAGUGCUGUUUUAUUUUGAUGAGAUCCCCAGUCAGUGUAUGACCUGUGUACAGCUGCAAGCUUUCAGGGAAUAUAUUAUGGGGAAAACUGCUCCAGUUCCAGUCAAAAUUUAUGACUAUUAUGAGCCAACAUUUGAAGCCACCAGAUUUUAUAAUGCAAGUGAGAAUAGCCCACUGUCAAGGGAAUUGUGUGAUGGCACCAUGUGUAAUGAGGUAGAGAGCUCCAGAAGUCAGAUAACUGGUUUUGCUCCCUCUAGCGCCUGCAGUGGUGCAUAUUCCUGUCCAGAGGAGGGGCACUUUGAGCGUUGUAUGUGCUACCGAGACUGUGGUUAUGAUGGGGAUCCAGUGUGUGGUUCUGAUGGCAUCAUUUACCAAAACCAGUGCCAAAUGGAAGUAACAGCCUGUAGAAACAACACCAGGAUUGAACGUGUGACAAUGUCACAAUGCACUUCAGAUGAAGAUGCAUCUGAAGAGGAAGUGGGAAUCCAUGAUGUUAAAGAAGAAAAGGCGCCACUUGGGAAAAUGGAAGAGGAGACCCCUGCACCCCAGUCUGAGGUAUCUUACUAUUCAUAUGAAUAUGACACUGAUCCGUACGCUACAGACAAUGAAGAUGGCUUUGAGGUAGUGACAGAGCUUGUAAAAGCUACAAACUCUGCAGAAGAUGCAGGACAAACACAUACACUGGGAACUACAGAAUGAAAGUGAAGUGGCUUCUGAAAACAUGGGUAUCUUAUAAGAAAAAAUGUGACUAAAACACAAUAAAAAUCGUUUUGUUAAACAAUCAAAUAGACUGAUGUAUAGCACAAGAGACACAGAUGGAAUGGAAAAAAAAUAACUUUUGGAUGAUUCCAGUUUGGUUUGACCUUCUGUUUUAUUAUUUUACAAACUUUUAAGUGUUGAACUGGAGUGAAAAAUAAUUCAUGUUAAAGAGAGAGAUAGUACUCUGCAACAACUGGAAGAUUUCACCUUUUCUCUUAAAUAGAACCUUAAGAAACUGGUUUAUGGGCAACAGAAGAUAUUUAAUCUGCUGACACAUCCUUAAGAAGUUGUGUGUUCGUCCCUCCUGCUCAACAUUCUAUGCUGGGGACUUAAGUCAGACUGACUGAAAAUCAAAACAAAACAUUGGUUCUAAUAUAAAAAAAUAGCAUUUCUGAUGGCUAAAUAUUGUUACAUUUUUAUUUUAUCUAUAUGAGCUAAUAUCAGGAUUAAAAUAAUAUUUCUAAGGUGUAAAGAUAUUAUUUCCAGUUUCUGUACAGUUAAAAUGCAUGCUUUUUCAUAAAUCUGUUAAAAUAAAGUGUGAAAACAAUUCUAAAUUUAUAUAUAAACAAUCCAUUUAAAAAUGACACUGGCAACUCGCAAUAUAUAUAUAUAUAUAUAUAUAUAUGUGCAUAUGUAUAUAUAUAUAUAUAUAUAUAUAUAUACAGGUAGCCCUCCGUUUACGCCGGAGUUAGGUUCCAGAAGGAAUGGUUUUAAAUCGAAACCCAGUUUAUAAUGUAAGUCAAUGGGAAGUGAGGGAGAUAGGUUCCAGGCCCCUCUCAAAAUUGUCAUAAGUAACACCUAAUACAUUAUUUUUAAAGCUUUGAAAUGAAGACUUUAAAUGCUAAACAGCAUUAUAAACCUAAUAAAAUAAUCACACAACACAGACUUCACUUGCAUUUUUCUGCAAACAGUUCUUUCUAUGCAUUCCAAUCUGGACUGAUUUAUAGACAGGAAGAUCUUGUUCCUUUGAAAUCUGCUUGAUAGCUCAGGUCUGGUUAAACUGAUUAAUUUCAGCUUGCUUGGCUUUGCUGCAACAUAAGCGGACAGCUCCACCUACUGGCUAUUUUAAUAAAUGCACUGCUUCUCAAUGCUUUUCAAUAGCAGUCACAUGACUGGAAAAAAAGGUUGUUAUUCUGAAACGGUGUAAAUUGAACCGUUGUAAACCGAGGGCCACCUGUAUGUAUAUAUAUAUAUAUAUAUAUAUAUAUAUAUAUAUAUAUAUAUAUAUAUAUAUAUAUAUGUGUGUGUUUAGAAAAACACAUGAAUUUAUCAUAGAACCUUAUCUACCAUUUUUAAAUGAAUAACCCAUAUUUGCAAAUAUUAGUGAAGAAAACAUUUCGUUUUUAUAUAAAUCUUACUCAUUUCUGCCACGUCAUCCAUGAAGGCCAACUUCCUAACAUAUGGGGGCCUCAGAUCAGUAUUUUGGAAUCUUUAAGGGCCUUGGCUAAAUAUUUUUGAACCCUUAAGGGCUGCAUUUGAAUGUAUUGCUACACACAAAUAAUAAUAUAUUUCCUAAAAAAGUCCAGUGGCACAGGGUCUUGUUUAGGUAAUGUUGCAGGGUAUCCUCUAUUUACUGGUCUCCCCUCCAUAUGGAUCUUUUGAGUUGUGCACAUCUUGUUUGUACAUCACCAGAAUUCCCCAAAACACACAUUUUUAACUCUGUUUUUUCUUGGGGUCACAAAACUAUGGCACACAUUCUUAGAUUUGCUUUUUCCCAGGGGGCCACAAAAACUAGCUCAAAUGGCUGCAUGUAGCCCAUGGGCUGCCAGUCAGCCAUACUUGAUUUACAUGACACAAAUUGAUUUUUAGUAUAUAUCUUAGAGCAGUAAAAAUGCAUCACCUUAUUGUGUUGAUGCCAUCUUGUUAAGUUCCAUCAAAGGAAGCAAUGGCUUGAUUGUGUAUAGCUAAAAACAAAGUUGAUAAGAAAGCACACAAAGUAUUGUAAAAUAUAGUAUGACUACUAAUCCCUUAAACCAACCAUCUAUUUGUGUGAGGGAAUAGUUGCUGAAAUACUUAUAUUAGACAAUAAAGACAUUGUAAUUACAAGACUUUUCUACAGUCUAGCAAAAAAUUAAUAUAGUGUGAGACUUUUUGAAAAUGUUUUGAAUGCAUUAAAACCUUGUUUACCCAGGAGCCAGUCUGGACUUGUUACUGUAGUAGGUAAGGCAAGACACUGUCAUCAUGUUAGUAAAAUCUCAAUUGAGGUUCAGUUCCUUAUCUACAAAUCUCUGCUGAAACCACUUAGGGACAUAUAUGUAGCAGGGUUACAUGUGUCCUUCUAAUUACCAGAAUUGGAAAACUUAAUUUUUAGACAAAAAUUACAGGAAAACUGGGCAAAAUAUAUAAUUAAAGUAUAAUGCAAAGUUGUUUUACUAGAAAUAAUUAGACAUUUAAAAAAAAAAUCUCAAAGUGUUUGCUGUCCAUUUAAGCCUGCAAUAUUCAGCUGAGGCUCACUUUCUGCCUUUCUAUGCAUCAGGAAUAAUGCAGCACUUAAUUCUAUUAUAGGUUUUUAAAUGCUAAACCUGUCAUAAAUGAGUUUGUUUUCCCAUAGAAAUAAAAUGUCUUACAAGUGACUAAAUAUGGAUUGUAUUUAAUAAUUUACCAUUUACAAAGGUUUGAUUGAUCUGGUUUAGUCACUUUUUACUUAGGUGGCCUGCAGCCAAGCAGAGAUAUUUGGAAAUCUUGAACCAAGAGUAACUUUUAAUACCAUUAAUUUUAAGAGAACUGAGUGUUAUAGCCUAGAUACCAUUAUAUGGAUAACAAAUAAAGCAAUGUAAAUACACAGGGCUCUAUUCACAAAGAAAUAUAUUGCAGGUGAAGUGUAGGCGAUUUGAAAUCUUAGCCCUGCACAAUGUAUAGUUAAUCCUGCAUACAAUUCAGCUGCAAUUCUCCUAUUUUAGGUGAAUUGUACACAGCAUUAAAGGGACAUGAAACCCACAUUUUUUCUUUCAUGAUUUAGAAAGAGCAUGUGAUUUUAAACAACUUUCUAAUGUACUUCUAUUAUCUAAUUAGCUUCAUUAUCUUGAUAUUCUUUGCUGAAAAGCAUAUCUAGAUAUGCUCCGUAGCUGCUGAUUGGUAGAUGCACAAAGAUGUGCAUUGCUAUUUCUUCAACAAAGGAUAUCUAAAUAAUGAAGCAAAUUAGAUAAUAGAAGUCAAUUGGAAUGCUAUUUAAAGUGUCAGUAAACUUUAAAAAUAAUGUUAUAUAAGUCUGCACAUAUUAGCCAAACAUGUAUAAAACAUAAUUUCCCCUAUUAAUUAAAAAAAAAAAAAAAAAACACUGUUUCACAGACCCACUCUCUGCUCUCUUUUUUUUUUUUUAAAUUAAUUUGGGAAAUUAUGUUUUAUAAAUGUUUGGCUAAUAUAAUGUUAUAUAAUUCUGCACUGUUGCAGAAUUAUAUAACAUUAUUUUUAAGGUUUACUGUCCCUUUAAAAUUGUAUUCUCUACCUGACUCAUGAUAGAAAAUGUUUGCGUUUAGUGUCCCUUUAACUAUGGAAUAUACAGGGAUAACUCAGCUCUUCUUGCAGGAACUACUCACUGGGUUUGGCCCUUCAUAAAUCAUAGUUAAUGGCGAGAAUUUAAAUGUUUAAAUUCACAGGCCAUUUAAGUCUUAAAGGGGCAUUGAACACUAAAUACCUUUUUAUAAGCAUAGUUAUUCCCUGCAUCCAUCUAGUCAUGGGUGCCACCAUUUUGAAAUCUACCUUUCACUACUUUCCAGUGCUGAUAUGUUUGCACAUGUGCAGCAAUUCUUCAUAUACCUGCAGUGCAACUUACGUUCCAAAAUGGGAGCACCCAUGAUUAGAGGGGGGUACAUGAAAUAUAUUUAUUAUUGAAUGCCCUUUAACAAAUAGAACCCACAGUGUAAUUUGCUGACAUUAAUCCCUGUCUCUUUUGCAGUUAACACACACUCUUUUGUCAUUUCCAUUAUAACUUCCUCUACUUGCCUUUCGUCUCUGCAGCUGUCGUAAUCUGCAAUUACUCUGUAUUCUACAUCACCCUCUUCUCUACCAAUAAUUUAAUGUAUAAAGUCAAUCUGCCACAUAUAUAAUAUAUAUAUAUAUAUAUAUAUAUAUAUAUAUCCUACUGUCCAAUCAAAAACAUGUAUAUAGGCAAAGUGUUAAACAUUUUAUUUCAUUUUUCUGUUAUUGUGACUGAAAGGGGGUUUGUCUUAACACAUUGGGAAAACUGUACACACAUGGGGUGGGAAUGAAGGCGGAUGAGACACAAUAGCGUUAUUUAUCUCAUUUUUAGCCAUCUCUAUCACAGACCCAUAUGUCUUUUUGCAGAGAAAGGGUCAAUGACAAAUAUUAGCAAAUUUAUGUUUUCUUUUGUCUAAAUUUUAAAAGCUUACAAUAGAAAUUUGUAAUAAAUGGAUGGGAUUUUUGUAUCUGAUAAACAACAAUUCUUACACAUCCAUCAUUGUUAAACUAAAUAAAGUGUUUAUAGACUGA